Brachypodium distachyon (stiff brome) is the source of this 1119-nucleotide messenger RNA. RefSeq names its product rubredoxin. Gene Ontology annotation, biological process: alkane catabolic process. Gene Ontology annotation, cellular component: chloroplast. NCBI's taxonomy places the organism in Eukaryota, Viridiplantae, Streptophyta, Magnoliopsida, Poales, Poaceae. The coding region runs from base 216 to 827 and encodes 203 amino acids. The transcript has a single exon. The record is from RefSeq and is a predicted model, not a curated record. Gene Ontology annotation, molecular function: electron transfer activity; iron ion binding.
GGUGCACACAUACCCUAUCCAGACGCCCCAUUUGGCUCCUGUCCGUAGCAUCAUCAACAAACACCAAGGCAUAUCCGGCCGGCAUCCUAGCUCCACCAUGGAUUCCCUCUCCUUCCCCCAAGGUAACAACACCCAAACCCUGAAUUCCUGAAACAUACCAACAUCUAGAGAAAGAAGACAGAGAGGCAUAGGGAGAGAUAGAGGUUAACUCCAAUAUGGCAUUAGCCACAGCAAGGCUAAUCCACCCUUGCCUGGUGGUCUCCAAGAAUCCAAGAACACCCUCCCUCCUCCUCCCCACACACAAGCCCCUCACCACCGCGCUGCUAACCCUAUCCUCCCCGUCUCAGCACUCCUCGCUCCACUCCGUCGACGUCUCCAAGGAAGACAAGCCACUGGACACCCCGCCGCCGCCGGAGACGACGACGGAGCAAGAAGGUGCGGCAGCGCCAUUGCAGGACGAAUUUGCGUUGGAUGAGGGCCCGAAGCUGGACCCGCGGCGGUUCGAGGAGCAGUUCGCGGUGCUGAACACAGGGGUGUACGAGUGCCGGUCCUGCGGGUACCUCUACGACCAGGCGAAAGGGGACCCGUCGUACCCGGUGCCGCCAGGCUUGCCGUUCGCCAAGCUCCCCGACGACUGGCUCUGCCCGACUUGCGGCGCCGCGCAGUCCUUCUUCGACAGCAAGAGCGUCGAGAUCGCCGGGUUCGCGCAGAACCAGCAGUUCGGGCUCGGGGGCAACUCGCUCACGGGAGGGCAGAAGACGCUGCUCAUCUACGGCAGCCUCCUCGUUGGAUUCGCCUUCUUCCUCUCCGGCUACUUCUUGCAAUGACAAGACAACCGAUCGUUGUUACUUCUUGUAAUGAAGAGGAGACGCGCUGGUACAUGUAAGUUUGCAGUUGGUUAGGCCACGAAUUACUUGGGCUGUUCUUGGGGAACUUAUGUUGUCAUAUCUUCGUUGCGUGUAUGGGCGUGUGUAUUAGCUUUGAGGAAUAUACACAUACUGCGUACAGGAAAACAGAGAUGUUCUGAUGUUCAGGAAGCGUUGAACCCCUUUUGGCUGCGCAUGUACAUUUAUGUGGGGCAAAACCACCCUCGCAGAUCACAACAACGUUUGUUUACGA